This is a messenger RNA of Gryllus bimaculatus (two-spotted cricket), 1289 nucleotides long. The record is from the annotation of a GenBank genome assembly. NCBI's taxonomy places the organism in Eukaryota, Metazoa, Arthropoda, Insecta, Orthoptera, Gryllidae.
AUGCCACCCCAGGAACUGCCCAGCGAGACGACCCGUGUUCGAGCAAUCCUUCGAGGUAUUCAACUCAUGGUCAUCCUCACGUAUGUUUGUCCAUCUCCAUACAGAGAAAGAUUUUUGCAUUUAAAGAUACGACUGAACACACGAAGAAAAGAACAUGAAAGAUCAGCUGGUUUUGGGGUGCAAAGUGGUCUCUCUAUUAAAGAAAUGGAAUCAUCUCAACCCCUUUCAAAACAUCCUAAGGCAUUUGAUGCAGUAUUCUUUAUGGCUACUAAUAAGGAAGGAUUUUAUUUUGUAGCAGGAUCUGAAAGAAGGCAACAUGGAAUUAUCAAUGGUCUUUGCUACUUGCUUGUUCCUAAUAUUGGGUUACUAUGUAGUCCAAAGUUACCAGAUACCAUCUUAUUUGGAGCAAAGAACAAUGAAUUUGGUGCAGAAGGUCUCCUCAUCAAGCCCAUUGAACCAAUGAAAAAAUGGAAAAUCACAUAUCAAGGCAAAAUCUUAUCCACAGACUCCUCAAAAAUAUUUGAUGUACAGAUUGAUGGAGACUGGUUUUCAAAACUGCCAUACUUCAAUUUCGACACUGACUUACAUCCAUCAGCAUUGGCAAAUGCAAUAGCCAGAGAAACUUGGACAAAAGACUAUUUUAAUAAUCUAAAAGAAGCACAUCAAACACACUAUGAGCAAAUGGGAUCCAUGAAAGCAACAAUUACAGUCCAAAAUCAAACACAUGACAUUCAGAUGCAAGCCUUCCGUGACCACAGCUAUGGAAAGAAACGAGAUUGGGAUUUAAUGCAUAGAUACGCAUUUCACAUGAUGUUUUUGGAAGAUGGAACAAUGGCCACAGUAGGAGUAAUUUGCCAACCUUGCACUGGAUCAGUACUGCAAACAGGCUAUGCUUAUACGCCAGAAGGCAAAGUUUAUCCUUUGGAAUGGUGUACUCUCAAUUUAUAUGAGCAUGGAGAAAGUGGUACACCACCAACAGAUCAUGGAUUUCAAUUCAAAGCAGGACCCACUACAUACACCGUAGAAGUGCUGGUCCAAUGUAAAAAUGUUCAUUAUGUGGGUUGGAAAUGGGAAGCAAGAAUGGUUGAACGUUUUGUAAAAUAUAAAGUCAAUGGUAUUCCUGGAAGAGGAGUGUCAGAGUUUCAUUACUACAAUCCUGAUGGGAGACCACAAAAAUAUGCUGCCAAUGAUCCUCAAUGGUUUCAAGCAAUAACAUAUUAAUUGCUAAUCAAUAUGAACAUAUUAAAAUGAGUGUAUUGUAGAUGUGGUGGGAUUUCAACAAAAUAAAA